This is a messenger RNA of Hydra vulgaris (swiftwater hydra), 19241 nucleotides long. Its product is annotated as mucin-3B. The record is from RefSeq and is a predicted model, not a curated record. NCBI's taxonomy places the organism in Eukaryota, Metazoa, Cnidaria, Hydrozoa, Anthoathecata, Hydridae.
GAAUUAAGGAAUAUUACUAAAGAUAAUAUUUAUAAAAUUAUUUAUUUAGAAUUAUAUUGAUAAAUAUAAGUUUAACUAUUUAAUAAUAUUAAAACAGGAGAUAUUAAUCUUUUAGUGAAGGUUUUUUGGUUUAUUAAAAUUGUGGCAUAAAUGAUCGGUCACAAAGCAAAAAUACACCGAUGAAUUUAAAUAGCAGCGUACAAAUAGUGGGUUUUAGAAGAGUAUGCGUGCAAGGACUACGCGUACGCGGAUUUUAUUUAUAUUAGAAGUAGUGUAUUUAUUAUCUUCGGUAAGAAACGAAGAUGGCGUUGAUGAAAGUCAUAAAUACCAAAAUAACGAUUUUCUUUCCCGCGACUUUUUUCAGGCCAUCAGAAACAAAAACCUUUUUAACAGGCAAUCCUACUUAGAAAAGGUCAGGCGGCAGUUAAUUACCGACGAAAAACUUCAUGACCACCAAAAUGAACUUGUUAAAAGUACGCUUAAAAAUCUGAAGAAUAUUCUUCAACUAAAAAAAACGGCCAUUAUGACAAACGAUUCUUUUCAUUCAAACCGCGAGCUCAAAAAGGACUUAUAUAAAAAAGCGGUUGAGUAUAUAAAAAGUAUCGAUGGAGAACAAAAUAAAAAAGGCCAUAAAAGUAAGCCACAAAUAUUCGUGAAGGAAAGUAUAUUUACGAAAAAUAACCCUAACAGUUUCCCUACUCAACAGAAACGAGACUUUCCUGCUCACGAUAGUGAAAGCGAUAUUGGUCUAGAUGAAAAAAGUUUACGUAUAUUUGCUGGAGAAGAUGAAAACAAUGCUAUUGAUGAAUCCUAUAGUUCCUCUACCGUGUCAGAAAUUUUGGGGACCAUGGCAAGUAUUUUUGAGGUUGCAGAGAAGAGUUCAGCUACUGAGCAACACGAACUAAAAAAACUAAAAAAAAAUGUUGUUCCAUUACACAAUAACUUCAAAGACAUUUUAGAAAGUUAUAAUGCCGAGGGUGAGCCAUAUAAGGAAUCAAUCAAUGAUGACACCUAUGUAAGCCAGUUUUAUAAUCCUUUUGUUGACAAUCUUAUUAAAAAUAACAAAAAAAAAAGAUCUAGAAGAAAUUUGGAUAAAGAUAUUAUUGCUAAAAAUAGUUAUCCUGCACAAUUUUUGGAAGAUAAAGUUGUAAAACAUGAGCUUAAAAAUGAUUCUAUUAAUUCAAAUGAAAAGUAUUCAAAUGAACAAACAGGCUCCACUGAUAAAGUUAAUACAUUUAGAAAAACAAUAAAGUUGUCUUUGGAAUCAAAAUAUAAAGGGUUUAUUGGAACUAGAGACGAAGUUGAUGACAUUAAUCAUCGUGCAGCAUUUGACAUAAAAAAUGAAUCAAUUAAUGAAAUAGCAAAUUCUGUAGAUGAACAAAGUUAUAGUGGUAGCAGUUUCAGUGGUGAUUCAUCUCAGUCAGGAGAAAGUGUUUUUGAAAAAGUUUUAAAUGGUGACCAGAAUGAAGUUAGUUAUGGAGAAAGUUUUAAUGAUGAAAAAAUAAACAAUAUGGGCAAGCCUUAUAAUUCAAAACACACACAAAUUGUUUGGAAACAUGUUCCAUUUAAUUUAGCGCAAUUAAAACAAAAUAAAAAUAAGGAAGGUAAAAUUGAAUGGAGAUGGACUCCAUAUUAUUGGGAUUGCAGUGGUAAAAAUUCUGGUUGCAAACUUAGACCUUUAAAAACGCCUGAGGGUAAAAUUUUAAAAUUAAAGAGUAAACCAGGAAAAUCCUCUUCUAGUAAAUCUUCCGGUAAAGGUUCUGGUAAAUCCUCCAAACAAUCAUCAAAUAAGUCAUCUAGUAAAUCCUCCAAACAUUCAUCAAAUAAAUCAUCUGGUAAAUCCUCCAGUAAAUCAUCCUCUGGUAAAUCCUCAAAUAAAUCUUCAAGUAAAUCAUCCUCUGGUAAAUCCUCUAAUAAAUCUUCAAGUAAAAUGUCUUCUGGUAAAUCCUCUAGUAAAUCUUCAAAUAAAUUGUCUUCAGGUAAAUCUUCAAGUAAAUUGUCUUCAGGUAAAUCUUCUCCUAGCAAAUCAUCUUCUAGUAAAGGCAAUUAUGAUUUAAAUAGUAAUGAACCCAACAAUGAAAUGAAUAAAACCGGUAAUUUAAAUUCCUCUAAUACUUAUCCACAGCAACAGCAACAGCCUCCUGUUCAGACAAAAAAUCAAAAUGGAACUUAUAAUUCAAAUCAGCCACCAUCCUCACCACCACAAAAUCCAUAUCCUAAUAACCAGCAACCUUUUCCAAAUCAAGUUCCACAACCUCAACAACAACAACCAAGCCCCAAAAAAACAAAGAAAAUUCCUAAACACAAGCAUGACAAUCCUAAGUUAUUAAAGUCUUACAAAUUCCAAGGUAUAGGUACAAAUAUAACUAAAAAAGGAAAAGUUGCGCUCAAAUUAGAGUAUGACAAAAAAGAUGCUACUUGGAAAGCUAUAGAAUCAAGGAAUCUUACAGAUAAGCAUCCUCAGAAAAACAAUACAAAGAAAGGUACUGUUGUUUUAAUUUAUGACAAAAAGCUAGGCACUUGGAUAGCUAAAGUGCCUAACAACGAUAAGAAAAAGGAAAAAAUAAAUGAAAAUAACAUUAAAAAAGAAAAAGUUGGAGUAGUUAUUGAUUAUGAUAAAAAGCUUGGAACUUGGGUUGCAAAAGAACCAGAAAAAUUUAAAAAUGAAACAAAUAAAAAAGAUAAAAAAGUAAGUGUGAGUUUGCAAUAUGACAAAGCCCUUGGCACUUGGGUUGCAAAAGAAUCUCCAAUUUUAAAAGGAAUGGAGCUUAAUGCAAAUAACACAUCAAAAAAGCAAAAAGUAGCUGUCCAUCUAAAGUUUGAUAAAAAACAACACACAUGGGUUGCUAAAGAACCACCUAAAAAUAUGAAAGAGCAAAAAAAUAAAAGUAAAAACACUUUGGAAUACCUCAGAAAUAAUAUCACUAUGACAACUAGCACAAAUAAUAAAAAAAAGUCACAUUCUCCUAAUUUUUCUAUUAAAAAAAAGUUUUUAGAAAUGAUAUCGAAUUAUACUAAAAAGUCAAACAAGACAGUUCAUUUGGCUAGCAGAAGUGAGCAAAAAAGCAAACUUGAAUUUAAUAAAAAGCCCAUAAUGCGACUUCAGUGGAAUAAUCAAGAAAAAACAUGGGUUUCUAAGGAAAUAAAUAAGACAAGCUAUGUUGCUAAAAAUAAUACAAUGAAUUCCUUGAAUAUUUCAGUUAAGUUAGCCAAUCAAAGUUUAUCAAAAUCAUCAUUAAAUUUUCAAAAAACAAAAUUAAAAGCUCAUAAAAAAAUUGAAAGCAGACAAAAUGGGUCAUUGUUAAAAAGAUCCAAAAGAGACAAUACUAUAUUUUACUUGGUGAAACGCCAACCAGAAUAUGCUGUUUUGCAUGAAGAUGAAAAAUAUUCAAGUAAAUUGUCGAACCAAUUUCAAAAUUAUAAAGGAGUAGGAGCGCCAAAAUCAAGAAGAAAAAGAAUCAAAAUGAUUAUGACUAGAAAGCGAAAAUUUGCACCAGAAGUUGAUGAAUUUGAAAACCAAUUUUUACAAACAGAGGAUAAGUCUGAGGAUUUUGAAGAAAUAAGUGGUUCUGGAUCAGAAGUGCAAAAAGGAAGUUACUUAGAAAAUGAUUUAUGGGGAAAAUCAAGAAACACAGAUAAACAAAGUACCGCCAAAGAUUUUGGUAUUGAUCAGAUUGGCUUGACAAAUAAUACAUCUAAAAAGUCAAGCUUUCAUUUACAUGAUAAAACUUAUUUUCCUAAACAAAUGGUUCUUGAAAGUGUUCGUCAAAGGCCACGUAAUAAAUACAGUUCAAAACGCAGUUCUGAAAUUUUAAAAAAUGAAAAUGCAUAUACAGGUGAUUCUAUAUUUGAAAAUAACGAUGACAGCUUAUCUGGAUUUAUAGUAGAAGAUGAUAACAGUGAGUUGUAUCAAAAUAAUAAUAAGCAUACAGGAAAAAUGAAUUUGAUUUGGGAUGACCUUAACCCAAAAUCUUUGAGCAAAAUGGACAAUGAUGUUUAUCUUGAGGGUUUACCAGCAUCAGAAAAAUUUGAAAAACAAAGUAAUGGGUACAAGGGUGUAUUUUUACCUAAUGAUACUCCAAAUGUUCAUCUUGCAAAUCCAACUUCAACUGCAACAAAGCGUAAUCCAAUUAGCUUUGUAAAUGUUGUAGAAAAAACAAUGUAUAGAAAUAACACUUGUUGUAAAAUGAGUCAACUUGAUGAUGAUUGGGAGUUUAACUGCUGCGGGAAUCAAAAUGAUCAAAUUGAUCUUAGCUGUUGUGAGGAAUCUGUUGAGCUUCCUGAAGAUUCUCGCACAACAAAAGUUACUUGGGGAAAUUUAGGUGAAAUCCACAGAAAUACUAAAACUGAAGAUUCAGGUAAGGAUCUUAUGGAGUUAGCCUCAGACUUUAAAUUAAAACCACCUGAGGGUUCAGUAAACUUAGGAAAACUUUUAAACACUCUCACAAUUAAUGAAACAUUGUUAAACCAGCAAAAAAAAGGUAAACAUAAAAAGGAGCACCGCUUUUCAAAUAGAUUAGAAAAUAAUCAAUCUGAAAAAGAAGAAGGUGUGACAAAAGCAACUAGCAAAUUGGAAAGUGGUGAAAAACACACUUUCGUACAUCCUACAAAAACACCAACUGAUUUGAACAAUGUUCAUCAGACGCAAAAACCAUAUCCUUAUAUUUUCUAUCCAACACCUAAAUUAUCUUAUCCUACAUUUGUGUAUCCAGUUAAAGAGGCAAUACAGCAGUUUCCACAGGGUAUGCAAUUAAGUAAUGUAGUUGUUAUACCUUUAACUACAAGAAAAUCUCAUAAAGGACCAGUUAGAAUUGUAUGGGGUCAAUCAUAUCAUAUUAAUACUACAUCUAAGCCACAUACGACUAAAAUAAUUAAUGGCUCAGAGCAAACAACAAAAAGACUGCCUUACAGGACUACUACUACUACAAUUAGAUCUAAUAAUGUUAAAGUAGAAAACAAUGAAAAACAUAUCACAUAUAAAAUGGAGGAGACAAUAAAUAAAGGUAAUAAACAACCUAACUUAAAUGAUUAUGCAGAUGUGUACAAAGUAAAAAAGAAGCAGCAAAACUCUAUUGAAUUUGGGCACAAAUUUAAGCCUGUAUACUCAAAAGGGAAUAAAUCUAUUCAACACAUUCCUGUUGCCACUAAACCAAAAAUGCCUGUUAUUUAUUUAAAUAAAGGCAACAAAGAAAAAUCUAACGCAAAUAUUUCUUAUUACCCCCAACAAAACAAUUUAUCGUACUAUCCUAAACUACAUCAUAAUACUAAUUACUAUAAACAACAUUAUCCUGUUUAUCAAUUAAAACCAAAAGUUCAAUCUGUCACAAAAUUGCAACCACCAAGUAGCUAUGGAAAUACUUCAAAGCUUUAUUAUUAUCCAUUGCGUUUCAACAACAAUGCCACGUACAAUAAAACUAAACCUUAUAGUUGGAGUUAUUAUCCAUCUGUUAUCAUGAAAUCUGAAAAUAAUAAAUCAGAUAACCAUCGCCCAAGUGUUAAAGAAGAAAGCAGUGGUGAUAUUGAAGAAUCCAAUGUUUUCAAUAAUAUAAUAGUUUAUAAAAAUAACAAAAAGAAAGAAAAAAAGAAUUCUAACAAAUUAAACGGUAACCAAGUAAACCAGGAAACAACAAAUAGCUCAGAGGAUUUUAAAACAAAAAAGGUUAAGCAAAAACCAGUUUUAGCAAAAACAAAACAACAAAAAAAAAGAAAAGAAAAACAAUCUGACAAAAUAACAGAAAAACAAACAGAAAAAGGAAAAACCUCUGUAGUGGUAGUUCAAGAGGACCUUAGUUCUAAAGUUACCAAAGGAAAAAAUAAAAGUAAGAGAAAAAAUCAGGAAGAAACAAAAGAACAAGUCAAACAAAAAUCAAAACCUACAGAUGAGCUUACUUCUAAUAAACACUAUUCAACACAAUCAUCGGUUGAAGAACGUACAACAACAGAAAGUUCCCUUGUAUUAAAAGAGUCAGAUAAACAAAUUCAAUCUUCUACGCCUAUAGUUGAAACGACGAAGGAAAAUGAGAUUUUAUCAACUACACCAUUCACUUUUCAAAAUAAAACAUCAACAAUGAUGUAUACUACUCCAUUUUACAAUAUGAAUACACAAGUAAGUAAAAAGCCUGUGGUGCCCACAAAAAGCUCAAACCAACAAAUUCAGCCAGCAAAACAACCAUAUAUUUACAAUUACAGCCAAUCAGUCAAUCAGUCAAUGUUUACUACUCAACUUCCACCUACAAUAAAGUUUACUAGUAAAAGUUAUAAAAUUCUUUGCUUACCUAUUCAGUGGCCCUGCUAUGGAGAACGUUUUGGACAAACAAAGUUAUCUUUGAAUAAUUAUACAGCUGGAUUUAACCAACCUACUAAAACUGCUGGUCCUUCCAUUGCAAUGCAACCUAUCAAUAUUUGUGGGGAGGGUAUGGCUGUUCCAUGUGUAAAAUUUCCUUCUGUUCCAACUCCUAACAUAAACUCAAAAGUUAAUAACACACUGUAUAGUCCAACCUCUUCCCAUAAAGAAAAUAACCAACCACAAAAAACUAUUUCUUCUGGCAUUCCUUCAACUAUUGCAGAUUUGAUGUUUCCAACUCAAUCACCUGUCAACAUAGAAUUUACAACCCAGUCUACGACUAGUUAUCAAAAUAAGGUAACAACUGUUUCAGAAAAUACAUCUUUUGUUCCACCAGUUUACCAACCUAUUUUACCAAUUGUUAUGGUAUCUCCUUGUGGUACAGUUUUUAACCCAUGUGUUACUCCAAACGUACUGCCUUGUGUCCCAAGGCCAAAUUUUCCUUGUCCAGUAGAAAAUGUUAAUGCAAUUGAAGUACCAGUGCAAGUUAGUGAUUCUCGUUCAGAAUUCACAACAAAAGUACCACAAACAGUAAGUUAUUCUCAAGAGCCUGAAACAACAAUAUCAACAUCUGAAACUACGAUAUCAACAACAGUAUUAACAUCUGAACUUGCAUUGCCGCAAUCAACAACCAUGACAACUCUAAACCCUUAUGAUAUUCACCAAAGUAGUAGUAAUACAGUUAAUUUAUCAGAGUCAUUAACCAAUGUAAAUGAAAAGCAAUCCAAAAUAAUUCCAGUAGUUCCAUUGGUACCUUGUCCAACAGCACUUAAUACUCUGUGUCCUUUUGACUUACAACCUGUACUUCCUAAUGAAAUGCCAGUCUGGGGUGUAGAGACUGUUGAAACCAUUAUAAAGCAAGUUCCAUCAACAAUUAACCCUUAUACAUCCACUCAAGUUCCAACAUACAAUAUUAAAGCACCAAUCAGUAAACAAUCAUUUCGGGAUUUUGAUGUUGAGUUAGGAAAAGAUAUAAAUGGGCCAUCUAUAGGUCAUGCAAACAAAUCUCAAGAAGUUCUUUCUGAUGAGAAAAUUCAACCUUUUCCUGAUUAUCCUACACAAGAAAAUGUCACAGAUUUUAUAUUCAAUGAAAAGAAUGGUUUUACUUAUAAAAGUCAAAACUUUUCUACCUCAAUCCCAAAUACAAUCACAUUACCAUUAUCAAGUGACACUUCAAGUUUAAAUACUGCAAGAGUUCAAGUGUCGAGAGCAAAUGAAGUUGAAGAAUAUAGAUAUUCUUCUCCUAUUCAAGAAAAAUAUGUUAAAAAACCAAAGUCAGUUAAAACAACACCACCAACAACUUCAACAACAACUUCUACAACAACUUCUACCACAGCUUCGACAACAUCUACAACAGUUUUAACAACAAUCAGAAGUACAGAAUCAAGCACAACAACAUCAACUCAACAACCUGUUACCGUACUGCCCAAGUUAACAGAUUCAUUAAGUACCAUUUUUACUUCAUCUAAUUCUAAUCAACAGGAAUCACCUAAAAAAAAAGAAAACCCUUACUCUUGGGUAUAUGAUAAAAUUUCUCAGCAAUGGAACUAUAUUCAAACGCCUCAAGAUACUCCAACUUACGAUACAAUAAAUCCUUUGGUAAGCACAACUACUAGUACUACUGAUAGUAGUAGUGCACUACCUUCGGAGAGCACUACUACUAGUACUACUGAUUUUACGACAACUCAAGCUACAACUUUGUAUGAAUCAACAGAAAGCCAGGAAACAACAGUAUACAAGUACACAACAUCAUCAACUCCCACCACAACUACAAAAUCAGAACAAAGUUUUUACCAGCAACAAAAUUCAACAACAAUCAUUCCGACACAAAGUUAUGUUACUGAAGCUUCUAAUAAUAUAUCAGGGCUUGUAUUGACAACUGAGAUGCCAGAAACAACAACUACUGGUUCAGAGACCACAAAAUACAUGGAAACUUCUAUCAAAUAUACAAAAAAUAAAAGUAAGUCACCAGUUAAAAUAAAUAUCUUUACAGUUGCACCAAAUGUUGAAACAGUUGGAACCACCUCAAGCUCAACACCAUUUAUUGAAAAAACUCUUAGCUCAACUGAAAAGAAACUGAAAAUUCAAAAACAAGAUUCAGAAUUUGUUUAUUAUGAAAGCACAGCAACACCAACUACUGAUGACCCUUUGAAACAAGAUGAUGAGAACAAUGAUAACUAUGAGUCACUUGGGCCUCUAAUAUCAAAACCUAAUUCUAAUUUUCAAACUGAUUCCUGGCAACCUAAUAAAGAGAAUAAUGCCUCUACACCUAGGCCUAGUACAAAUGACACUGCAAUAAAAGUGAUAUUAGGAGAUAGGCUCUCUGCAGGCUAUUUCUCACCAGCCAAUAAUUUAAACCAAAGUUCAUCAGAGUUUGUAUCAACUUACAUUUCACCUGUUGUACUGAUUGCUAAUUCAUCUCAAAUUUUAAGAGGAGAUUCAGAAAAUGCACCAUAUCUUUCUGAUAGACAAGACGUUUCCUACAGAGUUGGAGGUGAAUAUGUUAAUGAAGAAAAUUAUGUGUUCUCAGAAGUGAACUCUAGUUUGUUGUAUAAAGCAAAUUCUGAUAAAAAUAUUUCAUCAGUGAUUGCGACAACAACCUCUCCUAAACCUAAAGUUACAAUGUCAGAACCUGAUGAAUAUACAUUCAGAGAUAAAAAUAAAAAAGAGGAUAAUUUACUUAAUCUUGUUCCUGAGGUUACUAGGCAACCAGAGACAACUGAAAGUUCUUCACCAACAAAAUUUUCAACUGAAGAAAUCAUUCCCAAACCUGAUACUAAUAUAAAACCUGAAGUUUUAAAAAAUAACAAUUCAAAAUCAAAAGCAGAUUCUAGUUCAUCUGAAGAUUCUUCUGAAUCUGCAGAAAAUUAUGCCAAUCAAAUAAAAUUAACAACUGCCAAAACAACAAUCAACUAUCUAUUUACUGAUACAACCAAAGCAGCAGCGAAAGUUCUAUUUGAUAUUAAUCGACCAAGCAUUUAUGCCACUGUUGAAAAUAAUUAUAUUGAAACGACUUCUUUACCUAAGACAACUGAAGCAACCUUAACAACUGCUGAAGCUACUAAUACAGUUUCAACUACUACAGCAACCAUUGAUGAAAUCAAAACAGUCGGUACAAAAUCAAAGUAUUUUGAAAAGACAGUACCCAAAACAACUGUUACUACGACCACUACAAAAAUUGAAUCAGAGGCUUUUGCCAAUGAAGCGAAAGAAAAGUCUCCUAUAAAUGUCACUGAAGAAAUUAAAUCAGAAACAACAACUGACAAACCUGAACUCAGCACAGAACUCAGAGUUUUAGAUUGGACCACAUCUGCCGUUGAAACCACUACAACAACAACAACAACUCAACUUUUAAACUAUAAUCAAGUAGUUCAAGGGGAAAAACAAGAACCCUCAGAUUUUAAGCAUCCUUAUAACCAAUUUUUAGAAAGCAUAUAUGGCUUUGCUAGCUAUGAAGAUUAUUUGAAAAACUAUACAGCAUUAAUUAGUACUUUCCAUAUAACACCUGCUCCUGAGGCUGCUUUGGUCACUCAAACUUAUAACACUGAUAGACCUGAAAUUAUAAAUCAAUCCAAUUUCUCUUAUAAUAUCCCUGUGCAAUCACAGAAUCCUGCUUUAAUAAAUAAUCUUGUGGUAAAUUCAUCAGCAGCAUUACAGAAUGUUGAACCAGAUAGUGAAAAUGAAGAAGAUGAGGGAGCUGGUAGUGAAGAGGUUCUUCUAAAGCCAACUUCCAAAGAAAGUAACAAAGAAUUAAAUGAACUAUUCACAACACCACCAACAUCUUUACUUGUGAAUUGUGCUGGUAUAGAUUCAAAUCCAUGCGAGUUUCCCAAUAUCUUUUCAACUUAUUCAACUACAUCAACUACUGUCUCUCCUUUUUCAUCAAUUUCCACAGUAAAUGCUGAAAAAUCAGCCCCUGUUGAAGAACUUGCUUAUUCACCAUUUGAAAGUACUACCACACUAACCCCAUAUGUUUCUAAUAUUCAAACAACAGAAGUUAUAUCACCAGAAAAUAAUUCCUCAUCAUCUUCUCAUGUUAAAAUAUCUGGUAAUAAUAUAAAAGAAACUUAUCAAGAAAGUGAAGAUAGUUUAUUUGACAAGGAAAAUAAACUUGAAACAACAAAAUCUCCAGAGAUUGAAACAACUAAGUUAAGAACUGAAAAUUUAAUAUCAACUACAACAACAACAAUGCCAGAAUUAGAAAUGUCAUUUAUGACAACAGUACUACCUAAGACAGUUUAUGCAUCUAUAAAAACAACUUUAUCUGAAAAAAUAGAAUCAACAGAAAUAACUGAAACAACUGUAAAUACAACUCCAUAUGAGUUAGCAGACAAUGAAACAGAUAACGAAACUAUUGGUAUAUUAUUUUCUGAUAACAUAAAUGUCCCUCAAGAUCCUCAGCUUUUGGAAUCUUUAUCAACUGUUACACCUUAUUCAACAGUUAGAUAUAAUUCAACUCUAAAAACAUUUGAUACAUCACAUUACAACAAAACACCGGAAUCCUCCACCAUGGCUAGUACUCCAGAUAUUUCUACAACUUUGUACAAUACAAACACUUCAUUUUAUCCUUCUGUUUCUACUUCAACUGAACUCGAAACAACAACUUCAACUUUAACAGUUCCUGUGACACAGGAGAGUACCACUGUAACCAGUACUACAAAUGAUUAUCAAGUAUAUAUGUCAACAACUGUUAGCCCUAUGAAUAGUAAUGGUUACAUUUAUAAUAGUACUACAACUGGAUCUCCUUCAUUUUAUUCAGUUCCAACAAGUUACACUUAUUCUAGGAACACCAACAGAGUUUUAACUGUGAAAAUACCUGUUAUGAAGACUGAUGAAGUUAAAAAAGAAGAAAAAACUGAAGAUGGAGGUUUGUUUAAUGAAUUAAAUAUCAACAAAACCCUUGAAAUGCAUAAGCCAACUACUACAACUCCAAAGAAAGCAAUAAAGGUAUACAACAACAGUAAAUCUUCUAAAGAAGAAAAACCACUGGCUGUACUCACUAGUCCGUCUCCUAUAAAUAAAACCUCAACAGUAACUUAUCCUUAUCAAGAAGAGUUAUAUGAAUCAAUUUCUAAAGAUGAUAAAAAAAUUCAAGUUGAAACGUCUUUAAUAAAUGGUUUAGAAAGUAGAAACAUUCAAAAACAGCAAACUGAAACUAUUGGUGACAUUCAAAAACAGCAAACUGAAACUAUUGGUGGCAAGAAUCAAUAUGGUAAUUUUGCAUCAUAUGCAGAUUACCUACUUGACUAUUAUAAUAAACUAUCAACUUCACAAAAUGUUGAAAACAAAAAUACAAACUCACAGUUUGAUCAAAAAGGUUAUGUUGUUGAGAACCAAUCAUUUGAAUUGAAAAACUCCAACCCAUCACAAGAUAAUUUGCAUGAGAAGGAUCAAUUAGUUAUUACUGAAAAAAUUCAGUCAUUUAAUGAGUCACAUUUAAAUAACAAUGAGGCUUUUGUGUAUACUGCUGCCCCUGCUACCCCCGUUACUCCUGUAGACCUUUCUUCAUAUGAUAUAGCUUUGAAAGCUUAUUAUAAAAAAGUUCAAGAUGUUGGUCAAUCUUCAAUAGUUCAAAAUUCUUUUCAAUCAUUACCAUAUAAUCUGAAUACUUCUGGACAUGAAGUUGUUAAAUUGCCACCCAAUUCAAACAAUGAAAUUUUGCAUGAAAAAGAGUUAAAAACUUCUGAAAAUUCUUACACACCUGAUGAAACAACUCAAAAACCUAAUAAUGCGCAUACAAAUAGUUUAGAAUCAGUAAACAAAAAUGAUACUAUUGGUAGCCUGUUUACAGAUAACUCUAUGCAAAAUGAACUUCAAAGUGUAAAAGAUGCUGCGGUUACAGAAAUAUUAGACUUAUUAUUUCCCACUCAAAUUCCAUAUUACAACAAUAAAAAUUCAAUAACAAACUCUAGUGAAAACUCUUCUUCUAUCUCAUUAAAUAAAAACUCUUUUCAUGGUUAUCCAUCAUAUGAGGCUUACUUAGAUGCCUUAAUUAACUCUAAUUCUGCAGUUUAUGAAGAAGAAGAAUCAGAAGAAGAAUCACCUAUUUCAAAUGAUGUAGUUUUUACGUUACCAAAAUUAAAUGUUAUGAGUGAUGAAUCCACUAUUGAAAGAGUAGAAAAUAUAACAACUGUUACACCUACAACUAGCCUAAACAUAGUACCAUUUAACACAAAUGAUAAUGAUAAAGUUUUAGUUCAAAAUGGUACACUUCCAAAAUAUUCCUUUCAAAAUUCAGUAGUAGAAUCACCAGCAUCUUUAACUAACCCGGAGCUAAUUUCAUAUUACCAACCAACCACUGGGUCAACCAGCCCUACUACUGGGUCAACCAGCACAACUCAAAACACAUUAGUAUUUGGCUUUAAGUCGUAUGAUGAUUAUCUGCUCGAUUAUUAUAGAAAAAUUAAAUUAGGAUAUUCGAGUGAAAAUUCUGAACAAGAUUUAAAAUAUACUCCGAACCAAAAUAUGUUGCAAACUUCACCAUCAUCACAAGUAUUAACAUCAACAAGCACAGAGAAAUUAAAGGAAAAAGUAAACAAUGAAAUUAUUUUUGAGACAUCGAAGAAUGAAAAAACCUUAACAAAUGCUAAACCAACUUUUGGUAACUUUAAUGGGUUUGCAUCCUAUGAAGAAUAUCGAAUGGAUUAUUACAAAAAAUUGCAGUUUUGGUAUGCAUCAUCUAAACCAGAUAUUUCAACCAUACCCCUUCCCUAUAUUCAGUCUGCAACAAAAACUGAUGCUACUAAUCAAGAAAAUUUAAAAAGUGAAGGCAUUGCAUCUGCUAGUGUUACUGAUGAAAUUUUACAAAGAGACAAGGAAUCUUUUUCUAAUGCAGAAUAUGACAAAUCUCUUCAAGCUUCUGAAUUUCAACAAGUUUCUGCAUCUUUCCUUAAAGAUAGGAAAAGCACUGUAACACCAAUUACAGAUUUGACACAAAAUGAAAUAUAUCCAACAUCUGAUCAUAUAUCAACUACCCCAAGUGGAUUGCUUACUGAAACAGCUACAACUGAAAGUUAUACUACCCCAUUCAAUCAAAAUGAUACAACAGUUACAACAAAUUCUAAAUUUGAUAGCACAACUGGAUCCUCUAUAAAAGUAGUUACAAUGGAGAUGAAAUUAGUCACAACUCCAAGCGAUAAAUUAACCUCCACUGAUUCUGUAUAUCCUAAAUCAGAUUCUACAAAUAAUGACACACCUCAAACAGAUGCUUCUACAACAAGUUCAACUAGCUCUUUGUCUAAUAAAGAACAUUAUGACAAUAACACACCAAUACCAAUAGAAACCAUGGAAAUGAAGAUUGUGACUGCAGAUAAUGAAAAAACAACACAAGAAUCCACAAUAAGCCAAACAACACCUUUUCCAAUAGAUGUAAUAGAAUGGGCAACAACUGCUCCGGAUGAAAAAACAACAUCUGAUUCAAUAACUAGUCAAACAACACCCGUUCCUGUUAAUGUUAUAGAAUGGGCAACCACACCUUUGGAUGAACAAACAACGUCUGAAUCAAUAACUAGUCAAACAACACCCAUUCCAGUUAAUGUAAUAGAAUGGGCAACAACACCUUUGGGCAAACAAACAACUUCUAAAAUUACAACCAGUGAAACAACACCUAUACCAGUUGCAGUGGUAGAAUGGCCAAAAUCUGAUUAUCCCACAGAAAUUCCUGAUAAAAAUAAAAACGAAGACUUUAGGUAUAGAACAGACCAAAACAGAAAAGUUACACCUAUAAAGCCAGUAACAAUUGAAAUGGAAAUUGUGCCUAUAUCUCGUUCUUCUACAAAGCAAACUUUUCAAGUUACAACUGGUGUCUCUCCAACUGCUACUAACUAUUUAUAUAAAGCAUUGCCAACAAAUUUACAAACAAAUGGUCAAAUUGGUCAAAUGCCAUCAACAACCAUAUCAUCAUUGUUAGAUAUAAAAACAAAAAGGUCAACACAUGCUUCUCCAACACCAGCAGGAUUAGACAUGUCAAGCAACAAUGAUGAAGAAAAUGAAAGCUCAAAAACUCCAAAGGAAAAUAAAGUUAUUGUAAAUGAACAAGCAACAACUGCCCAACCUAUUUUAAGUACUAAAGUUUAUGAUACAUCAUCGACAACAACAACAAAAGCAGAUUUGGAAGCAACAUUUAAUAAUAAAAUUUCUGAAUCAAAUACUUUUUCAACUUCUACAGAAAGUAGUACCACAAAUAAUCAACAAAAUGUUCAUUCUGAGCCAAAGGAACGAACAACUUACACUCUUAGAUCAUUGACCCAUUCUUUAAAUAAAGUUUCUAAAACUGAAUCAAAUGAUAUUUUAUCUGCCAAAACUACAAAAAGAACAAUUACAACAGAACUCCAACCUGAAAAUUCUGAAGUUGUUGAAAAUAAUUCCCAAACGAUAACAGAAAUUAAAACUACUUCAAAAAUCACUACAUCGCCUACUCUACCAACUUCUACUUCAACAAGCACUGAUUCAUCUACUUCAACAAGCACUGAUUCAUCUACUUCAACAAGCACUGAUUCAUCUAUUUCAACAACAACAGCUUCUAAUAACUUAGGAACAGUAAGUUCACCUUACAACAUCCAAAGUGAAAUGCCAUUGAAUUCUCCAAUAGCAGAUGUAAUUAAAACUGAUUUACCCAAAACAUAUUCAAAUCUAAUAGACUCGACAAGUGGAUCUUCAACAGAAACAGUUUUAAAUAAAGAUUUAUCUGAAAAUAGAUCUACUGCUGAAUUAAUUACUGCAGAAAGUCAAGAUUUUUCAACAACACAAUCAUUAUUGUCUACAAGCGUUACAAUGACCUCUUCUGUGAAUGAGCAACUACCAGAAUCUUCACCAACUACUAAAGAAGAGAAUCUGCCAAACACUCAAUCUACAUUUGAUUACCAAGCUACAUCUACAUCACAGCCAGGAACAACUGCUGGAACUACAAAAUACCCUUAUAAUGACUUAUUUUAUGAUUACAUAUACAAUUGGUCAAAAUAUCUAGAAGGCAUUCAAAAUUGGAUUAACAAGUAUAUGGUACCUGUUGAACAUCACAACAUCACUUUGCAUCCUGAUGCCCAUCCUACUUUAAAUCCGAAUGGUACUAAUUAUCAACAUGAGUAUGAAGAGUACUUAAAUUCUAUAGAGCGCUGGGAGGCAACAUCUUUAUUACAAACUAAGUUAACUAGCACAACAACAGAACACCCAGAUGGUGAAGAUUCAAUGAUAAAAACUCCUAGUAAUGAUUCUCCAAGUUAUAUUUCAUCCACUGUCACUUUGCCAAAAGUUGUAUCACCAAAAGAACAGACUUCAAUAAAUACUUAUCUUAAUUAUAGAACAGCUCCACGUACCGACUCACCACUUCACACUGAAGAAAUAAGAUCAACAAUGCCACCAAUAAUAAUUGAAACAACAUCUGAAGCAACAACAACACCAAUAACAACUGAAACAACAACAACAACACCAAUAACAACUGAAACAACAACAUCUGAAGCAACAACAACUGAAUCAACAACAACACAACCAACUACAACUCAACCAACAACAACUGAAUCAACAACAAUUGAAUCAACAACACCUGAAGCAACAACAACUACACCAAUAACAACUGAAGCACAAACUGAAACAACAACAACAUCAAUAACAACUGAAGCACAAACUGAAACAACAACAACAUCAAUAACAACCGAAGCACAAACUGAAACAACAACAACACCAAUAACAACCGAAGCACAAACUGAAACAACAAUAACACCAAUAGCAACUGAAACACAAACUGAAACAACAACAACACCAAUAGCAACUGAAGCGCAAACUGAAACAACAACAACACCAAUAACAACUGAAACACAAACUGAAACAACAACAACACAAUCAACAACUCAACCAACAACAACUGAAUCCACAACAAUUGAAUCAACAACAAUUGAAUUAACAGCACCUAAAGCAACAGCAACUGAAGCAAUCUCAACUGAAACAACAACAAAUGAAGCAACCACAACUGAAGCAAUAACAACUCAACCAAAAACAAUUGAAGCAGCAACAACGGAAACAUCAACAGUUGAAGCACCCACUACUGAAGCAACUACUACUGAAGCAACCACUACUGAAGCAACAACUAAUGAACUGUUUUCUAAAACAAUAGCUACAAUGACUACUACAACUACAUCUGAUACCACAUCAACAAAGGAACUACCACAAGCAUCGUAUGUAGCUCAAAAUGUAGAAGAUAACCAAAUAAGAGUUACACCUUUAGAAAGUCCAGGGAUAGGAUAUCAAGCAUCAGUGUAUCCAUAUCAGUUAUCAGGUGCUCUUUAUGUUGAAAAUAAUCCUUUUAUUUUUCCAGAAAUGAAUGUAGCUCCUGUCUCAACAACAGGUUAUUUCCAACAAGAAAGUUCUAAUCAGUUAGUUGAACCUAUAGUACCAAGUUUGACAACAUUAACUGAAACAGUUGUCCCUGUGAAAUAUAUUAUAGCACCUACACCAUAUACUUCUACCACUGAACAGGAAAAUAAAGGAGCAGAGCUUUUAAGUACAUCUGAAACAUCAACUUUGUCUACUGAUAGAUUUACGCUUGAAUCAACAUCAAAAUAUACUCCAGAUAAUGCUGUCUACUUUGGACAAGAAGCUGCAUUGCAACCAGCUCAAGCACCUAAUGAAUCUGUAACACAAACCUCUCAAUCUCAAUCAAUGGUUUAUGAACAAAAUACAUUGUUACCAUCCCCAAAAGAAUCAAAAGAGCCUUAUCCACCAAAAAACAGUGGUUUUGAAACAACUUCCACAAAUUUACCUGCAUAUCAAGAUGAAAGUGCUAAACCAACUACAGAAACGACAAAACCAGAAAUGUUUUCAUUUUUGCAAAGAGAUGCUGAUACCACUCCAUCAGCUGAAACUUUAUCAACAACAGAAGAAACUCCGUUUGUUAGCGUGACCACAAGUUUAAAUUCUAACUAUUUAACCACCUCUACUACCAUCCAACCAAUGUUAGAAUUUAGUCCAGAACCUGCUGAAAAUAUUUUAUCUAAUAAAAAUGAGGAAUCGUCUACUGAAGUAAUUCCAGCCAAUACCACUAUUAUAUCAACCAUCAAAACUGAUGAAACCUCAGGUGAGUUAAAUCUUAUUGCAUCAUCUGAAAGGGUUACUAUAAAUGCCAACAGUAUAAAAACUGAAUCAGAAUUAAAUUCAACUGAAUCAUCUAAUACUUUAAGUACAACUCCAUCACUCGUAAUUUCAAAAAACCUUGAGCCUAUUAUGAACUUAGAUUCUAAUUUAGAUAGUUCAAAUUUCACUUCUCCAGAAAAAGAUCCCCAAAAAAACAUAUUUGGUGUAAAAGAUAAUUUUUCCAUUAGAAGUGCUGUUAAUGUUGCAGAUAUUAAAUCUCAAUUACCAACUCCAUCUGUUGUUUCGCCAGUUAUUGCAUCUGUCAUUCUAGCAGAUUCAACAUCUGAUUAUAACAUAUCAUCUCCAUUAAAAAUAGUAAAGACAACUACAGAUUCACAAAAAUCAGAAGCUCUCAUUGAAAAUGACAAUCUAGAAAAAAAAUUACAGGAAGAAGAAGAAUUGCAAGAAGCACAGGACUCGCAGCUGUUUAAUGAAGCAUCAAAUGUAAGUUCUGACGAUGUGGUAUCUGCAAAACCGUGGCAGGGAACAACUGUUUCUAUGACAACACGAUCAUUACUUUCUACAUUAUUGACUACAAAACGAAAUCGGCCAACAACUCGUUACACAGGUUACAAAAUUCAAGGUCCAAAUGCUGCAGAUUUGAUUAUCAAUGCAGAUUUAAAAUCCAAUGAUCCUUAUGUAAAUGUUCAGGAGCGAUCAAUGCUUCCAACACAAACUAUAGAUAGUAGCAAAAUUGUUACUCCUUCAUCAAAAGUAACUCUUGGUAUGUUAUUAUCAACAACUGCACCUAGAAUUGUAUCUUCCAUAAUGACAUUACCAAAAACUAUUUUUGCGGAACCAGAAACAACUCCACGAGUUGCUUCUCCUGCAACAAUAACCCAGCCUAACUCAAAAAGUCCUGUUUUUCAAAGUUUAGCUUUACAGCUUGCGACAAACGAUGUAAUUUUACCAAAGGAAUUCAAUCCUCAAUCAGAAACAGAUUCUGGGGUUUCUUACGAUGAAACUCCUGUAGGUAUUGAAUCAACAGAAAAUCUUACAGAAGGAUAUGAAACCGGACCAGAUUUAUUUAAUUUAAAACACGAAGAAUUUGAAAAUGAAGGUUCAUCCGAUGAGAAUAAACUGCAAAAUGAGUUGAAUGAUACAUAUCCACUGCCAGUUCAGAAGCCCGGAAGUUCAGAAGAGCUUGCAGUUAAAAAAACGUUGGACACUAUUCGUGCUGAUAACACAGAAAGUAGCAUGAGUGAAUGGUCUGAUAAAGCAGAAUCUUUUAUAAACAAAGACGAGUUAAACAGCACUCUGCCUGCUUCUUUGAGUAAUACCAUAACUCAAGGUUUUAUACCAGAAAGUGACGAUGGUGAAUAUCGAAAUGUACCACUAACGGCACGUGAUGUGAUUGAGCGACCAAUUGAUCGUCAUAAUAUUUUAGACACUCCGGCUAAAGACAAUGACGUAGACUGGGGAAAAGAACUCCCUAUUGAAUCUAAUUAUAUUGAUAGGCAAAAAUUAGCCCUCAGCGGUAUAGUUUUAGGGAGCGCAAGAAGUGAAAUCCCCAAACCACAAGCAAACCCAUUUAUUAAACCAGGAGAACCGUAUGUAAACUUUUUAAAAAGGUCUUAUUUCCCCAAACCUGUAGACUAUUCGGAUCCUGAUCCGGAUGCUUCUGUUUUACCAGAUGAACCGGAUAUAUUAAAUAAAUACUAAAGUUUUAUUUUUAUAACGAAUUUAUAUAUAAAUUACUAUUUUGCUAAAGCAAAAAAAAAUCUUUUGUGAGAUUGUUGUACAGUUAAAACGUUUGUUACUUAAAAUUUAAUUUCAA